This is a messenger RNA of Esox lucius (northern pike), 3666 nucleotides long. RefSeq names its product phosphatidylinositol 4-phosphate 5-kinase type-1 alpha. NCBI's taxonomy places the organism in Eukaryota, Metazoa, Chordata, Actinopteri, Esociformes, Esocidae. The record is from RefSeq and is a predicted model, not a curated record. Gene Ontology annotation, biological process: phosphatidylinositol metabolic process. Gene Ontology annotation, molecular function: phosphatidylinositol kinase activity. The transcript has 18 exons. The coding region runs from base 78 to 1904 and encodes 608 amino acids.
AACAGGGAGCACUCCACGAAAGCAGUGAACCCACUGUCAAAACACGAAUCGUUCGUUUAGCGGUAGGCCAAUCCAAAAUGGCGACUGCCGUUCCAGCUGACACGGGAUCGACUGCUCCAACAGACAUUAGGACUCAGUUCUGGAGGAGAGCCUUGCAGAGAGUGUCCAGUGGGUCUCGGAAAAUGGCGUCUCCAGAGAUGCCAGGAUCCAGUCAUAGUAUGAAGAAGACCAUUGGACACAGAGGAGUUGAGACCAAUACAGGAGAGACUACGUACAAGAAGACCACGUCGUCAGCCCUGAAAGGAGCCAUCCAGCUGGGCAUCACUCACACUGUGGGCAGCCUUAGUCAGAAGGCUGAGAGGGAUGUUCUCAUGCAGGACUUUGUGGUGGUUGAGAGCAUCUUCUUCCCCAGUGAGGGCAGUAACCUGACCCCUGCCCACCACUACAGUGACUUCAGGUUUAAGACAUAUGCCCCCAUCGCCUUCCGCUACUUCAGAGAACUCUUUGGCAUCCGGCCAGAUGACUACCUGUACUCUCUGUGCAACGAGGACCUGAUAGAGCUGUCCAACUCUGGGGCGAGCGGCUCUGUCUUCUACGUGUCCAGUGAUGACGAGUUCAUCAUCAAGACUGUGCAGCACAAAGAGGCCGAGUUUCUUCAGAAACUUCUACCGGGAUACUUUAUGAACCUGAAUCAGAACAAGCGGACCCUGCUGCCUAAGUUCUAUGGUCUGUACUGCAUCCAGGCGGGAGGGAAGAACAUCCGCAUCGUGGUGAUGAACAACUUACUGCCCCGCGUGGUCAACAUGCACCUCAAGUACGACUUGAAGGGCUCCACUUAUAAGAGGCGAGCCUCUGCAAAGGAGAGGGAAAAGGCUGUGCCCACCUAUAAAGACCUGGACUUCAUCCAGGACCUGCCAGACGGGCUGCUGCUGGAGCCAGAUAACUACAACGCCCUCAGCAAGACCAUCCAGAGAGACUGCCUGCUCCUUCAGAGCUUCAAGAUCAUGGACUACAGUCUACUAGUGGGCGUCCAUAACCUGGACCAGGCCAGCAGGGAGAAAGAGAGAGGAGCAGGGCACGGGGGGGAUAGCGGGGGGUCUGAGGGGGCCGUGACCCCGGACCAGCGGCGCCCCCAGGCCCAGAAGAGCCUCUACUGCACUGCCAUGGAGUCCAUCCAGGGGGAGGCUCGUGGGAAGGGAGCCCUGGAGUCUGAGGACCAUAUGGGGGGGAUCCCAGCAAGAAACACUAAAGGAGAGAGGUUGCUGGUCUUUAUCGGCAUCAUCGACAUUCUCCAGUCAUACAGAUUCAUCAAGAAGUUAGAACACUCAUGGAAGGCCCUUGUCCACGAUGGGGACACAGUGUCAGUGCACAGACCAGGCUUCUACGCUGAGCGCUUCCAGCAAUUCAUGUGUAACACAGUGUUCAAGAAGAUCCCACUGAGGCCCUCCCCGUCUAAGAAGUCUCGUGGUGGAGGUCCAGGGGGUCUGAGGAGAGCCCCCACUCUGGGAGGCCCCGCACCCCUCUCCCAUGCUGCUGGGCAGUCUGCGAUGGACCCCCGACUCGUAUACCACCCACACUUCAACAGAGCAGACACUGAGGCAGACAGCGGCAUGCAGUCAGGCAGGCCAGACCUACUGCCGAGGACUCCUCCCUUGGCCGCAGGGUCGGGGGAUGCAGAGGCCAACCUCUCCACCUCUUCGUUAGGAAGCACAGGACUCACCUCCUCCUCUCCAGCUCUACGGUCCGUGGGGGUUGAGGUGCAUAGAUCAGUGACAUGCACAGACCAAGACCACAGUGCCUCUCACAGUAUGGAGGCUGGGGUUGAAGUAUCGUGUGAUCAGUCAGCUCAUGAAGACGCCAUCUCAUUAUCAGACAUCGUUCCUGAGACAAACAUCUGCUUUUAAGAACUGAUAUGGAGUCAUCUGAGGAAACGGUGGUUCUGGAACCAAGGAGUUACACAGGAGGUACUGCACAUGUGGUCUGUAAAGCAGAAAUGGAGACGAGGGAUGGAUGACACACAGGGAUGUAUGUCAGCCUGUGGGGGAAAUGGUUUUAUCUUCAUUGAUGCACCAUGAGACAAUACGGAAUGUUGAGGUGGGAGCAGGGUGGCAUUCUGUCUUUGUGGUCCGCAUAGCCAAGAAUAUGGCACCAAAGACCACAAGAAAACCUUUUAAGAUACUGAAGGCUAAAUGUGGAGCUGUCUAAUCAACUGUUUGCACACAACUUGGAAAAGCAAUCAAGAUGCUAUGAACUUCAACAUGUGGAUGGACACGCUGUAUAGAGAACUACAUGGAAGAGACCUAUAUUUCUGAACUUGAUUCUUUAUUAACUGGAUGACUCUAAUGUAGGAUUGACCCUGUAAACAAUUGCAGUGUUCAUGGUAAUGGAGUCCUGCUGCAGCAUAACUAGACAUUUUUUAAGCACAUAGGAAGGAAUGGUAUGGUAUUAUUCUCAAUUCUUUUAAUACAAAAAAUAUUUAUUUCUUUGUUCCCAAAUGUGUUCUUUCUUCCCUGGCGCACUGUGUUUAUAAAGGGCACAGUAUAUUCCUGGGUCUCAUUAUUUCCAUGAAUGGUCCUUAAUUAAAAGUACUCUUCAAGAUUUGAAUCUUUGACCUUGGUAUACCAACCCAGAUUACAAAUAAUUGAAAUUAGUUCAGUUCAAAAUGUUUUUCUGUUUGUAAAACACUCUAUGACCUACUUCCAAGUUUUGAAUCACAUAUUUAUAGUAUUUUAUGGUAAAGGGUCUGGCUUUGAAUCCUUGACCACUGAUUAAGACUUAGUGUAAGAUUAACUUUACGUACUAAUGUAGACCUCAGAACAGUUGUUUUGAUGCCUAUGUACUUCAUUGUAGAUGCUGGAUUUUAACCUGUUUCAGUGUCUAGGGACAACUUUACAGUCAGACCACCUGUUACUGCUCAAGUGGUGAUACACUUGCAACACACACUACAUAAUAUGAACUAAUGCAACAAUAACAGAUCUGACAUCUUGAAAUAACUGCCUGGUUAGAAUUUCACGACUUUCUCUCUUAACUCACCCAUAUGUUUACGUUUUCUAUUUGUGGCCUUUACGGCAGACACAUUUCAAGAACCUCACCUCAAACUGAGCUGGUGAAUCACUGCUGUUGAGAAGAAUGAGCUGUUCAAUGACCCUUCUGUUCCAACAUAGAAAAUCAGCUAUUAAUCAUUCUUCAUUGACAUGUUUUGGAGAAAUACAUUUUAGUUCAUGUUUUGGUAACACUGGGGCAGUUACUUUAUAGUUUAAGAAUAAAGUGUUAUUAUUACUAUGACUUUGUACCUAGUUGAUUGUACCAAUUUUAAUGUAUUCAGGCAGGAAAUCAUGUCUAGUGUUUUGCAUAUGGGAGGGAAGUGUUACAUGUUAUGUCUGAUUGUGAUAUGACCGACUUAUACUCUUUGUGAUCCUGGGGAAAUUAUUUCCCAUGCUUUUCUACAUUGAAUGUUUCACACGGCCUUCAGUGCCUAUGUUGCUGUUUGCCGUCUAUGCUUCAAUUACAAUAGUUAUUUUGCCUGUAAAGAAUGUGUAUAUGUAUAUAGGAGUCACAUAAAUGCCUUGUCAUGCUGUGUGUGUGUGCUGCCUGUUCCUCCUGCCAUCUUUCAGUGAUGUGGUGUUUUUCAUAUGGUCUUUAAAGAAUUAAAAAUAUUUUCAAAAA